Molecule: messenger RNA, 525 nt
Organism: Kickxella alabastrina
Lineage: Eukaryota; Fungi; Kickxellomycota; Kickxellomycetes; Kickxellales; Kickxellaceae
Product: ETC complex I subunit conserved region-domain-containing protein
Exons: 2
Coding region: 1-525 (174 amino acids)
Biological process (GO): electron transport chain
Source: RefSeq, a predicted model, not a curated record
AUGUCGUUGAUCCAGCGCGCACAAAGCACGACCACAACCACUGCCAGCAACAGCGACAACAACAGCAGCAACAGCAACAGCGACAACAACAGCAGCAACAGCAACAGCAACAGCAGCACGGCAGUGACAGAAAUCCACCCUGCUCAUCAAAAUGAGCCACUCCCCGCCGAAGUACUUUCCGGUGCACCCAUUGCUUUAACCAAACGCACAGUCCGUAUCUACCGGCCUGCCAACAACCCGAUGCAGUCUGGCAAGAAUGCCAAUCUGAAAUGGCGCCUGGACUUUGACGGCUUGGAGAAGGGCGACCGGUGGUCUAACCCGUUGAUGGGCUGGCAGUCGACUGCUGACGCUAUGGCACCGGUGAGACUGGAUUUUGCAUCCAAGGAGGAUGCUGUGCAUUUCGCGGAGAAACAGGGCUGGGGUCAUUUCGUUCAGGAGCCGAACUUCCGUCAGAUCAAGCCAAAGUCCUAUAAGAAUAACUUUGUCUAUAGGGCUGGCAAACUGCCCUUUGUGCACACCAAGUAG